AUGACCGAUGAUGCUCCUAUCACUAAGCGCUCCCGUGUUGAGGGUGGCGGCAGCACUUGUCACCGCUGUGGUGAGGCCGGACAUUUUGCACGCGAGUGCCCAAAUGUGCCUCCUGGCACCACAGGUGACCGCGCCUGCUAUAACUGCGGGCAGACCGGCCAUAUGAGCCGCGAAUGCCCCACGAAAGCUCCUGGUGGUGCUGGCGGUCGCGCCUGCUACAACUGUGGUGAGACUGGCCACCUUAGCCGUGAAUGCCCCACGAAAACUGCUGGUGGUGCCGGUGGUGCUGGCGGUCGCGCCUGCUAUAACUGUGGUGAGACUGGCCACCUUAGCCGUGAAUGCCCCACGAAAACUGCUGGUGGUGCCGGUGGUGCUGGUGGUCGCGCCUGCUAUAACUGUGGUCAGUCUGGCCACAUGAGCCGCGAAUGCCCCAACCGUGGUGGUGAUGGAUACCGCGGCGCCCCCCGCAGCCGUGCGUGCUACCACUGCCAGCAGGAGGGACACCUCGCACGCGACUGCCCCACCGCUCCGGCCGGUGGUGCGCCCCGUGGUGGUGAUGCCACAUGCUACAACUGCGGUCAGCCCGGCCACAUCAGCCGUGCCUGCCCCUCGAAGUAA
Molecule: messenger RNA, 618 nt
Organism: Trypanosoma theileri
Lineage: Eukaryota; Euglenozoa; Kinetoplastea; Trypanosomatida; Trypanosomatidae
Product: universal minicircle sequence binding protein (UMSBP)
Exons: 1
Coding region: 1-618 (205 amino acids)
Biological process (GO): positive regulation of cytoplasmic translation
Cellular component (GO): cytoplasm
Molecular function (GO): zinc ion binding; single-stranded RNA binding; translation regulator activity
Source: RefSeq, a predicted model, not a curated record